Molecule: messenger RNA, 312 nt
Organism: Staurois parvus
Lineage: Eukaryota; Metazoa; Chordata; Amphibia; Anura; Ranidae
Source: the annotation of a GenBank genome assembly
CAGGACCCUGCAUUCACUAUAUCUGGUCUCCCACAGUACACAGAAAAUGGAAGUGCACUUAUUUUAAUAAAUAUAAUCCUUUUCUCAUCAGUAGUUACAAAAGUCUUGUGGCUUCUAUCAUUUUCAGCUGAUCACAUGUUAAAGCUUGUAGGAGGAGUUGUAAUUCUGCUCUAGGAAGAUGCAGAACCCUUGACCUCUGUCUGGACAGUGCUGAUUGGCCCUGUGCUGAUCACAUGCAUACCCCAAAGAAAAAAAAAUAAAACCACUACAAGCACCAGAAAUCGCCAAAAGUCAAAAGCAAAACUGUUUUUC